Molecule: messenger RNA, 1271 nt
Organism: Capsicum annuum
Lineage: Eukaryota; Viridiplantae; Streptophyta; Magnoliopsida; Solanales; Solanaceae
Product: oil body-associated protein 1A
Exons: 3
Coding region: 58-774 (238 amino acids)
Source: RefSeq, a predicted model, not a curated record
UUUCAUUCCCCAUCAUUUUCAUUUUUCAGUGUUUUUAAUUUAGGGAAGGGGGCAAAAAUGGAAGGAAUAAAUGUAUCAAAACAUGUAGAGGUACCAGGUGACCCAACAAAGACAGGAACAGCAAUUCUGGAGACAGCAACUGCUACUAUACAAGGAUUUGGUCCUAUUAACAAGAUUCAUCAGCAUCUUUGCGCGUUCCAUUUCUAUGGACACGACAUGACACGCCAAGUCGAGGCACACCACUUCUGUGGGCACCAAAAUGAGGAGUUCAGGCAGUGUCUCAUUUACGACAGGCCUGAUGCCGAUGGACGGCUUAUCGGGCUCGAGUACAUUAUAUCAGAAGAUCUGUUCUUGACAUUGCCAGAUGACGAAAAGAAAUUCUGGCAUUCCCAUUUGUACGAGGUGAAGAGCGGUGUCCUCUUCAUGCCCGGCGUUCCAGGGCCUAUUCAACGACAAGAUCACGAGAAAGUUGCGAAAACGUAUGGAAAAGUAAUACAUUUCUGGCAGGUUGAUAGAGGUGACACACUUCCUUUGGGAAUUCCUCAAGUUAUGAUGGCUCUCACUAGAGAUGGUCAACUCGAUCAGAAUCUUGCUCAAGAUGUGGAGAAGCGUUUUGGAGUAUCAUUUGAUGAAGAAAGAGAGAAGAGAGCAUACAUGGAAGGUCCUGCCCAUGGCAUUCAUCCACUUGCUAAUGCUGCUGGCAAAGGCAUUCACACUGUGCUCAGAGAAGUUGAUUGCAAGCCUGUCGAGUCUGUCCCUAAAGUUUUUGUUUAAUCACCUUCCUCUCUCUUCUUUCCGGUCCUGAUUGGUUGGUCGAGUUUGCAGAGUCAUGUUGGUUGUGUUCGUGAAGUCAUGAUGUACAUUGUGUGUUCUAACUAGUAAGUUGGUUGGUUGUGUUCGUGAAGUCAUGAUGUACAUUGUGUGUUCUAACUAGUAAGUCCGGAUGGACUCUGAUAUAUUGAUUGGUUGGUCGAGUGCACCAAGUCAUGUUGGUCUCGAUUUCGUGAGAUUAUUAUGAGUGCUCGUAUGUCAUAUUCUACGUUUAGGGGUUUGUUUAAAGUUGGUUUACACACUACUUUCUGGUCUGAUUAUCGUUCGCUUAUGUGCAUUUGGUUUAGAGUCUAGAUAUCUUAAGUCUAGAGUUUAUGUUUAAUGCUCUUUUCUUUUGGUACUUUUAUGAUAGGACCCACUACAUUAGGAGCCUAUAUGUGGAUAUAUUAUUUAAUAUUGAAUUAUUGAUGAAUGAAUAAUUCUCUAAUUCUCUACUUUAA